This is a messenger RNA of Schistosoma turkestanicum, 296 nucleotides long. Lineage: Eukaryota; Metazoa; Platyhelminthes; Trematoda; Strigeidida; Schistosomatidae. The record is from the annotation of a GenBank genome assembly.
CAACAUUUUGUGGUACGGCCGGUAAUGACCUAGAAGAAGGUUAUCACUUCAAUUCUUUGGAUUUUGAAAAAAUGGGCUCAUAUUUUUGUGAUACAUUGCUUGAUUAUAUCGAUCCAGCUAAUGAAAAGACGGAACAUAUUAUGCAAUAUUUGAAAAAUCGUGUUGUUUCUUUGAGAAUGUCUAAACCAAAUGAUUUCGACGAUGAUGCAGUUUCUUCGGAUAACAGUAGCGAUACUGGAUCGGAUAGUUCAAAUUGUGAUGAGUUACCUGCAUAUUACGUAUACUUAUUGCAAAAA